Messenger RNA from Ipomoea triloba (trilobed morning glory), 2396 nucleotides. Its product is annotated as DNA-directed RNA polymerase II subunit 1-like. Gene Ontology annotation, molecular function: DNA binding. The record is from RefSeq and is a predicted model, not a curated record. Gene Ontology annotation, cellular component: RNA polymerase II, core complex. Lineage: Eukaryota; Viridiplantae; Streptophyta; Magnoliopsida; Solanales; Convolvulaceae. The coding region runs from base 9 to 2396 and encodes 795 amino acids. The transcript has 11 exons. Gene Ontology annotation, biological process: DNA-templated transcription.
UGGCCGCCAUGGAUUUGCGCAUUCCGUACUCGGGCAUACUAAGCCCCGAUGAAAUCCGGCCUGGGCACUUUGAUCACCUCGAGCUUGCUAAGCCAAUGUUUCAUAUUGGAUUCAUGAAAACUGUGCUUAGUAUUCUUCGUUGCGUCUGCUUCAGCUGCUCCAAAAUACUAGCAGAUGAGUAUCCGAAAUUCAAACAAGCAAUGAGGAUACGAAAUCCUAAGAACAGGCUAAAACAGAUUUUGGAUGGAUGCAAAAGCAAAACGAAAUGCGAAGGAGGGGACGAAAUAAAUUUACAAGCACAAGAUUCUGAAGAGCCUGUAAAGAAGCCUAAGGGUGGUUGUGGAGCUCAACAGCCCAAAAUUAGCAUAGAUGGUAUGAAAUUGGUUGCUGAAUAUGAACUCCAAGAGAAGAAGAAUGAUGAUCCCGAACAGAUCCCUGAGCCAAUUGAAAGGAAACAACAACUUACUGCAGAAAAUGUUCUCAGGAUUCUGAAGCGGAUAAGUGAUGAAGACUGUCAAUUGUUAGGGCUGAACCCCAAAUAUUCUCGUCCAGAUUGUAUGAUUCUUCAAGUACUUCCCGUACCCCCGCCACCAGUUAGGCCUUCUGAAAUGAUGGAUACAUCAUCCAGGAGUGAGGAUGAUUUGACUCAUCAGCUAGCUAUGAUUAUUCCGCACAACGAGAACUUAAAGAGGCAGGAACGGAAUGGGGCGCCUGCACACAUCAUAUCUGAGUUUGCACAGUUAUUGCAGUUUCAUAUUGCUACUUAUUUUGAUAAUGAACUUCCUGGUCAACCAAGGGCUACUCAAAGAUCAGGUAGACCUAUCAAAUCAAUAUGUAACAGAUUAAAAGCAAAAGAGGGUCGAAUCAGAGGUAACUUGAUGGGUAAACGUGUGGAUUUUUCUGCUCGGACUGUGAUCACUCCUGAUCCAAAUAUUAACAUUGAUCAAUUGGGAGUCCCAUGGAGUAUUGCUCUGAAUCUCACUUAUUCAGAAACUGUGACGCCGUACAACAUUGAGAGGUUGAAGGAGCUUGUUGAAUAUGGCCCUCAUCCCCCACCUGGUAAAACUGGGGCCAAGUAUAUAAUCAGAGAUGACGGACAAAGGCUUGAUCUCCGUUACUUGAAGAAGAGCAGUGAUCAACACCUUGAGCUUGGAUAUAAGGUGGAGCGGCACUUGAAUGAUGGAGAUUUUGUUCUACUCAACCGGCAACCUAGCCUACAUAAGAUGUCUAUAAUGGGACAUAGGAUAAAAAUCAUGCCAUACUCAACUUUUCGUUUGAAUUUGUCCGUCACCUCACCUUACAAUGCUGAUUUUGAUGGUGAUGAGAUGAACAUGCAUGUUCCACAGUCAUUUGAAACUAGAGCGGAAGUACUGGAACUCAUGAUGGUCCCCAAGUGCAUUGUGUCACCCCAGUCAAAUCGACCUGUUAUGGGAAUUGUCCAGGACACUCUUCUAGGUUGUCGCAAAAUAACUAAAAGAGACACUUUCAUUGAGAAGGAUGUUUUUAUGAACAUGUUGAUGUGGUGGGAGGAUUUUGAUGGAAAGGUUCCUGCUCCAGCAAUUUUGAAACCCAGGCCACUUUGGACAGGGAAACAAGUUUUUAAUCUUAUCAUACCAAAACAGAUAAAUCUCUUGAGAUAUUCUUCUUGGCAUUCAGAUUCAGAAAAAGGGUACACUACUCCGGGGGACACUCAAGUUAGAAUAGAAAAAGGGGAGUUGCUUUCUGGAACUCUUUGCAAGAAGAGUCUUGGGACAUCCAGUGGAAGUCUAAUACAUGUUAUCUGGGAAGAAGUAGGGCCUGAUGCAGCUCGCAAAUUUUUGGGACAUACUCAGUGGCUGGUUAACUAUUGGCUCUUGCAAAAUAGUUUUAGUAUUGCUGAUGCGAAAACCAUGGAAAAUAUCAAUGUAACUAUCUCAGAUGCAAAGAACAAAGUGAGAGAACUUAUCAUUGCUUUUCGAGAGAAGCAGAUAGAGGCUGAACCUGGUCGAACGAUGAUUGAAUCAUUUGAGAAUAGAGUAAAGCAGAUUUUGAGUAAGGCUCGCGAUGAUGCUGGAACUUUUGCCGAGAAGAGUUUAGCAGAGAGCAAUAAUCUUAAAGCUAUGGUUACUGCUGGAUCAAAGGGGAGUUUUAUCAACAUUUCGCAAAUGACUGCCUGUGUGGGGCAGCAGAACGUUGAAGGGAAGCGGAUUCCGUUUGGGUUCAUAGAUAGGACGCUGCCUCAUUUUACCAAGGACGACUUUGGUGCAGAAAGUAGUGGCUUUGUCGGGAACUCUUAUUUACGGGGACUGAAUCCUCGAGAGUUCUUUUUCCAUGCUAUGGGAGGCAGAGAAAGUCUGAUUGAUACUGCUGUGAAGACUUCUGAGGGAGAAGAAAUUACAGGAACCAAAGGUGACUAA